Messenger RNA from Spirodela intermedia, 219 nucleotides. The record is from the annotation of a GenBank genome assembly. Lineage: Eukaryota; Viridiplantae; Streptophyta; Magnoliopsida; Alismatales; Araceae.
AUGUCUAAUUCAGGCAAGGAGAAGUCUCCUGAGCUUGACGAUGGGGGCUCUGGGUUUCCUCCGCGGGAUGACGAUGAUGGCGGUGGCGGCGGCGGGGGCGGUGGGCCUGGAUGGUCUGGUGGUUUUUUCUUCUUCGGCUUCCUCGCUUUCCUUGGCUUCUUGCAGGAUAAAGAGAGGGAAGGAGACUACAGGGAUAGAAAGAAAAGAUACAGUUAUUAA